GCCUGAGCCCCGCCUCGUGCACGCAGUCUUUUGCUCGCCAUUCGCUCGCUUGCUGUUGUCGGAACGACCGGGAACAUCUCGAUUUGCGACAUCACGACAAUGAACGGCCACGGCGGGCCCAGCAACGGCGCAGGAACGGCAGACGCAGGGGGCGAGCCAUAUCCCAAUCAUGUUGGCCCUUCGACCGGCGUGAACGGCUACGCACAGCCGACACCCUACCAGCUGCACAACGAAGCCAUCGUGCACCACCUCUUUCACGCGGGAUUUCAAACUGGAAACUAUGCGGACACCGUGCUCCAUGUAUUGCAAAACAUGUACAGGCUACAUGCGAUUAUCCUUUCCCGUUCGCCCUUCCUUGCCCAUCUCAUGUCGACAUCACCUCAAUCGGGCGGUCAGCGAACCAUCUACGUCCACCUUGAACAAGAGCCCGAGGUGACGCAUGAGGGAUUUGCAAUAGCAAUGGGAUACCUCUACUCGGCCGAGUCACUGAAUGCGCUCCGUCCAGAGAAUGCACGCGCAGUGCUCGCCGCAGCAUGCCUCCUGGGAGGUAUGGAUGAUCUCUGUGGGUACGCCUACGAGCUAUGCCGGCAGUCGAUCAGCAUCGAAAAUGUCGGCGAAUGGCUAGAGUUCGCCGAGGCGGUUCCGUCGCCCUCUUCAGACGGCUCGAGCACGCCCGUUGAGCCGCACCAGCUGCAGCAGCCGUCGCGAACGGCGGUGUUUGGGCCGUACGCACAGCGGCUGCGAGAGGACGUGUUCCACUUCCUCGCGGUUCGGCUGCCGAACAUCCUCAACGUAGGCGGGAUCUCGACGCCGGUGACGCCACAGGCGGACGCAGGGGCGCCGUCCGAUGCGGGGCGGGAUACGCUGCUGCAAAUUUACGCGCGGGUGCCGUUCGACCUGUUCAAGGCGGCGGUAGAGAGCCCGACGUUCCAGAUAGGCUCCGAUCAGGCUCGGUUCAAGUUCGCGAAGGACGCGAUCGAGCUCCGCAAACGGGGCGUUGCACGUGGGCAAGGCGCGGAGGAGACAGUCGUUCUAGCCUUUGGUGGAGGGAACUUUGGGGGUAGCACGGUGCACGUCACGAGAAAACUGCGGAAGCGGCCGCUGUGGAAGGUGAACGCUUCGUGAGGGCCUGGAGGGCGCCUGCUGUGUCGAAAAGGAUAUCUGGGUGCCGUACAUUAGCUCGUCCUACUCUGCUCUCUUGUUUCAUCCUGUGCUCUGUUCAUAUAUCGCCAACAGUGACUGUUCGUCUCGAUAUGUGUCAAGGCCUGAGCGUGUUGGUAUGUC
This is a messenger RNA of Phanerochaete carnosa HHB-10118-sp, 1284 nucleotides long. RefSeq lists its product as uncharacterized. The transcript has 7 exons. Gene Ontology annotation, molecular function: protein binding. NCBI's taxonomy places the organism in Eukaryota, Fungi, Basidiomycota, Agaricomycetes, Polyporales, Phanerochaetaceae. The record is from RefSeq and is a predicted model, not a curated record. Bases 100 to 1125 code for a protein of 341 amino acids.